UGAUGUGAUCGUCAUCAUCCUCCUCUAUCUCCUUCCCUUACUCUCCUCCUGUUUUGGCCCCUCUAAACCCCUCUAUAACUUGCAGAUGUUCCCUCAUUUUGUGAACAAAAACAACAUAUCUCAGUAAAAUCUCCAUUAACCACAGCUAUGUCGGGCGAUAGAGGGAAAGAUAUAGCGGAAGGAUCGACAGUGAACGAUCAACAGCAGACGCCGAGUCGCUAUGAGUCACAGAAGAGAAGAGAUUGGAAUGCAUUUAUUCAGUACCUGAGAAAUCACAGGCCUCCGGUCCCGCUAUCUCAGUGCAACUACAACCACAUCCUCGACUUCCUCCGGUACCUCGACCAGUUUGGGAAGACAAAGGUUCACAUCCAAGGAUGCAUAUUCUAUGGGCAGCCUGAGCCACCAGCUCCGUGCACAUGCCCACUUAGGCAGGCUUGGGGCAGUCUCGAUGCGCUCAUAGGGAGACUGCGAGCUGCAUAUGAAGAGAACGGCGGCACACCGGCGACAAACCCUUUUGCUAGUGGAGCAAUUCGAGUUUACCUUCGAGAGGUGAGGGAAUGCCAGGCUAAGGCGAGGGGGAUCCCAUAUAAGAAGAAGAAGAAAGCAUCUGGUAAUCAAGGGAAGGGAACGGAAGAGUCGAGCUCCACCGUGCACUUCUCCUGAUCUUCUCCUUCCUUUCCCACGGGAAAAGAAAAUGGAAAUAAGGAAGCAUGGAUUGGAUGGGAUGAAUGGAAAUUAACGAAGAUCACAACUUGACGGCAGCCCUAGUUCGAGGAACCUAAUUAUAAAUCAUGCAUAUCACUGGACGUUGCGGCGGAGAUGUUAAAUCAUAUGAAUCCCGCACGUGCAUUGUAUUCGCUAUCUCUCUAAAAAUUUGUAAGCUUACAUAUUGUUGUACGUUGGAUGUAAUAGCUAUGAUCAGAUCUCGCAGAAUAUGUUGCGAAGAAUCAAAAUAUAUUAGUGUCAUCUAUCUCAUUUCUUAUUAUGCCUA
Messenger RNA from Punica granatum (pomegranate), 991 nucleotides. The record is from RefSeq and is a predicted model, not a curated record. NCBI's taxonomy places the organism in Eukaryota, Viridiplantae, Streptophyta, Magnoliopsida, Myrtales, Lythraceae.